GAUGAUGGCACAGGAGACGUUUCCACCUGCACAGCCAUGGAGGUUGGAUGUGGAGUCUGAACUGCCUCUGGGUGUCCCUCUAAGAGAGUUCUUGUGUCUCCACGUUGUCCUCCUGAUGGAAAACCAGCCAGGGUUCCUGUGGUGCUUGUCCUGAUGAGUUGUUGCUUGGAGAGGUGGUGAAUGAGUGGAGAGAGGCCUGGUGAUGGUUCCCAUGCAGGAGUUGACCUGGAUGUGGUUGUUGCUGCUGCUGCUUCCUUGGGAAAAUGCCUCGAUGGGGAAUUAAGACCCUUCAGUGAUGGGCUGUGGGACCAGCAAGGUGCUUCCCGAGCCCCCCAAAGACGUGCAGCUGGACCUGGUGAAAAAAGUCGAGCCUUACACGGGCUACAAUGACAUCUACAAGCACUUCAUCCGAGGGGACUGUGGGGCUGUCAUCAAGGCUGGCUCUCCCUCCCCUCCCCGCCAGGCCAACCCUUACCCUGGGAACCCCCUCCCUGCCCAGGCGGAGCAGCCCGAGCCCCGCAAGAACAAGGUGGCCAAGUACCGCGCCAAGUUCGACCCCCGCGUGACGGCCAAGUACGACAUCAAGGCUCUGAUUGGCAGAGGGAGCUUCAGCAGGGUGGUGAGGGUGGAGCACAAGGCCACCAAGCAGCCCUACGCCAUCAAGAUGAUCGAGACCAAGUACCGGGAGGGGAGGGAGGUGUGCGAGUCGGAGCUGAGCGUGCUGCGGCGCGUCAGGCACACCAACAUCAUCCAGCUGAUCGAGGUCUUCGAGACCCAGGACCGCGUCUACAUGGUGAUGGAGUUGGCCACCGGGGGGGAGCUCUUCGAUCGGAUCAUUGCCAAAGGGUCCUUCACUGAGAGGGAUGCCACCAGGGUGCUGCAGAUGGUGCUGGAUGGGGUGAAGUACUUGCACACGCUGGGGAUCACCCACCGGGAUCUGAAGCCGGAGAACCUGCUGUACUAUCACCCGGGGACCGACUCCAAGAUCAUGAUCACGGACUUCGGGCUGGCGAGUGCCCGGAAGAAGGGGGAUGAUUGCCUGAUGAAAACCACCUGUGGGACCCCAGAGUACAUCGCCCCCGAGAUCCUGGUCAGGAAGCCCUACACGAACUCUGUGGACAUGUGGGCGCUGGGGGUGAUCUCCUACAUCCUGCUGAGCGGCACCAUGCCCUUCGAGGAUGACAACCGCACCCGCCUGUACCGCCAGAUCCUGAAAGGAAAAUACAGCUACUCAGGAGAGCCCUGGCCCAGCGUGUCCAACCUGGCCAAGGAUUUCAUCGACCGGCUGCUCACGGUGGACCCGGGCGACAGGAUGACAGCCCUGCAGGCCCUCAAGCACCCCUGGGUGGUCAGCAUGGCAGCCUCUUCCUCCAUGAAGAACCUGCACCGCUCCAUCUCCCAAAACCUCCUCAAGAGGGCCUCUUCCCGCUGCCAGAGCACCAAGUCCGCCCAGUCCACCCGCUCCAGCCGCUCCACCAAGUCCAACAAGUCGCGGCGGGUGCGGGAGCGGGAGCUGCGGGAGCUGAACCUGCGCUACCAGCAGCAGUACACGGGCUGAGCGCGGGCCCCGCCGCCCGCCCGCCGCCUCUGCUCUGCCUCCACUCGGCGAGGAGCGUCCAGGUGUCCCAGCCCAUCCCCGAGGAGGUGUCCUCCCCCACCCCGCCCCGCCUGGGGCCCGGGGAGCCUCGUGGUGCUCGUCCCGGUGCCGGGGGGUCUGGCGCAGGUGACAGGGGAGCCCCCGUGGGCUCCAAGCCUCAAGUGAUCCCACAAAUUCAGGAGCCAGGCUGGGGAGGAGAGCUCUUUCUGGAGCCCAGGAGCUUGGUUGUUCAUAGUUAUUUAUUAAUUCCGGAGCGUUAAGUUUCUCUCAUUUGCAUGGGAAGGCCAAAUACCCCCUUUGAGUGGAGGUGCGGGCAGGGAUGCGUGUGGGGAUGGAAAAAUGAGGUGGACCCCCGUGCCCAGCUGGGUUAGUCAGCCUCUGUGGUGGUGCCUCGAAGCUGGCAUGAGUCACAUGCAGGUGGAAGCAGGAGAGCUCUGAGCUCUGACUCAUCUCACCCAGUGGUGCCACCUCCUCCUCAUCCUGCUUCUAGGAGAUGCCAGAGGGCGGUUGGACUGGGAAGCUGCAGGGUCCCCCCAGUGCUGCCCAGUGCCUGCUGACAUGGAUGGUGUGUGAUGACAGCGGGCUUGGAGCUGGGGUCUGGUACCUUCAUCUGGGCUGGGAGGGUCCUCCUCAUGAAGGGCUGGGAAGGGGGUCACUGUCCCUUUUCAUGGGCCACAGAGAGGUGUCCUAGGUAGGUUUUUGGGGGUCCUUCCUGUCUCCCUUGAAUUAUCCUUCCACUCUUUGCAGCUAGAGCAGUGUCUCCCAUGCAGGGCUUGUUGUUCCUUGCUGUGAGGUGGCCCUGUCAUGUCUGUGACCUGUCACCCUUCAGGCAGGUGUUACCCACCCUGUCACUUCAGCAAAACCUCGCUGGCUCCAGGUUUUGGAAUGUUUUUGGAAUAUAACUGGAUUUUGCUCUCUCCAGCUGCCUGAGAGGAGGUUGGAGUGAGGUGGGGGUUGGGCUCUUCCACAUAACUGGUGAUAGGAUGAGAGGAAACGGCCUCAAGUUGCCCAGGGGAGGUUCAGAAUGGAUAUUAGGAACAAUUUCUUCCCCCAAAGGGUUGUCAGGCCCUGACCCAGGCUGCCCAGGGCAGUGCUGGGGUCACCAUCCCUGGAGAUGUUGAAAAAACAUGUGGAUGUGGCACUUGAGGACAUGGUUUAGUUGGUGGGGUGGGGUUGGGUUGGACUUGAUGAUCUCAGAGGUCUUUUCCCACCUUGAUGCUUCCAUGAUUCUAUGAUUUCUCCCUGUCUGCAGAUCUGGGGCUGCCCUGAUCUGCCUGCCUGUUCUGCCCUGGUACUGCCAUCCCAUCCCUGCUCUGGGACAGUCAAGUGGUGGUGGGAGCUGUUGGGAUGGCCACAAAUGGUUCCAAAGCAUCAGGGUAGGGGCUGGAGUCACACAGGUCCAGUUGUAGAGUGUCAGCAGUGCUAAUGCCCUGGAGAUGUUGUACAAACCCCUCAGAGCUGUUAGAGGUGCCUUAAAUCCAACAGGAAAAAGCUGCUUGUCAGGUUUCCUUGUGCUGGGUGGGUGAUGUGGGGCCUUCUGGGAAGGACCUCUCAGGGAAGGUGGUGCUGGAGAGCUCAGCAUGGCCUUUCCACCCCGGAUUGGUGCCUGUGCCACCGAGGUGUGGUGCCAGCAAGAUCUUCAGUGGUCACUCACAGCUCCAGGGAGCUCUGGCUCCACUGGCCACAGGUCAGGAGACAACUGUGGUGGGAGAAGACUUGAGUUUUCUGUGCAGAGGGAAAAAGGAAAUUUCCAAGGAUGUGCUUCAGAUCCCAAAGCUGGGAUGGGCCAUGACCACUGUGGAGGACACCUGAGGACAAACAGUAUGUGGAGCAGGGGUGGGAUUCUAAAUCCUUUGCCAAGUUUUGCAUAUUAUGAUGAAAACUCUGGGUCCUUUGCAGGCUGCCCUGUCUCUGAGUGGCCAUCCCACCAUAGCCCAGGCUUUCUUCCAUCCCACCAUAGCCCAGGCUUUCUUCCAUCACCAUUCACAGUCAGCACAGAAUUACUCACAAUUGGAUGUUUUUCUGUGAACUUCUUCAGCUUCUUUUAUUCCUCAUGGGGUUUUUCCUGGUUCAUCACCAGGAGCUGUGUCUGAGAUGUGAUUUCUGACAAAUCCCAGAAUCCUAGACUGGUUUGGGUUGGAAGGGACCUUAAAGAUCAUCUAGAUCCAACCCCUGCAUGGGCAGGGACACCUCCCACCAGCCCAGGCUGCUCCAAGCCCCAUCCAACCUGCCCUUCAACACUGCCAGGGAUGGGGCAGCCACAGCUUCCCUGGGCAACCUGGGCUAGUGCCUGAACCAGGCAGGUUGCCAUGUUUUGCUUCAUGAACAGUUGGGUUCCCCUCUUGUUUCUCCAAACAGCUCUGCCCCAGCAGCUGCUCCAAGAUGUGUACCAACUGGAAAAUGGUUCCUCAAAGAGGGCAGGAUGCUCUCUCAGGGGGCUUCUGCUUUUGAGCCAUCACUCCUAAGAGUCUUCUGCGUGUUCCAAGCAUCCCAGCCAGACACUGUGACCUCUCUUCACUCCUGGAUGCUUUUCAUGGCUCUCCCCGGACUAUUUUGCAUGUUUAGCCUUAAAAACAGAUAUUUUGCUUGUGUCAGGAGCCUGAUGAACUGAGCCAAGUCCUCUGGAACUCAACACCCUUUAAGCACUGGUCCAUCAUAUGAUCUUUAAGGGCUUUGCUAACCAAAAUUAUUAUAUAGAUUGGACAUUAGGGAAAAUUGCUUCAUGGCAAGGGUUGUCAGGCCCUGGAGUCCCCAUCCCUGGAGGGGUUUCAAAGCCCUGUAGAUGUGGUGCUGAGGGACAUGGGGCAGGGGUGGCCUUGGCAGUUGGACUCAGUGAUCAGCUCAAGACCAAUUCCUGGGCUGCUUUUCUCCUUGCAGUCGUGGCCCAUUUUCAGCUGGAUCUGGGGUGGGGACAGUCAGGGGGCUCUAAUUCUGAGCAGCAGUUGAGGUGCCUCAGUCUGUCCUCUGCAAAGCUCUUCCCUGUCAAUGAUCUCCAUCAGCUGCCCUUGGCUACACCCCCAGGAACAUCUCAGCUCUUCUUUUAUCUCAAGUCUCAGGAGUUUCCACUUUCCAGCAGUGCCUUGUUUGGGGAUUUUAGAAGUUAAAGUCUCUUGAAAUGUUUCUUGUUUGGUUUGUUUUUUUUUCCCUCCUUCCCUGGAUUUUAAUGGUGGUUCCUAAUUUGGCUGGUGGUGGUUUUUGGAAGAGUUCCCCUGGUGCAGAACUGGCCAGGAGGGGGCAGGUAACAGCUGCACGUUCCAGGCCAUUGCUGAGCUGGGCCCCAGACCCCCAAGUCCCUUAUUUUUCCAGACUCUUGUUCAGGCAACGGAAACAAAGCUGGAAUGACCCCUAGUGGUAAAUCCUGGUGUGUCCGUGUCCCAGCACAGCCCUCUUUGGGUCACCUUCCCACUGCUUCUGGCUGAGAUGUUCUUACCAAGAAGAAUCUGGGGCUGGGGUGCUGAGUGCUGGUCCUGGCCCAGACCUGCAGCUCUGGAUGUUCCCCAGCUUGCCCAAGGUGGCCUCAUGUUCUCCUCUCCUGAGCCCAAAGAGCAGCUUUGUCAGCCCAGGAUGAGUGUGAGUCCCUGUGCAGCCACUGGAAGGGACGUUCAAUGCUGGGGAAAAGACAAGUGUGGUCACCCCACCAGUGUGUCCAGGAGAUGCUCAGCAGCACCCUGGGCACGUCUUGGGGGGCACUAGGAAAGAGAAAAGCCCAAAGGUGCUGAGGCUGGAACCAGUAGGUUUGGGACUUACAUGUUGGCCAGGGCAGCUGUGGCUGCCCCAUCCCUGGCAGUGUUGAAGGGCAGGUUGGAUGGGGCUUGGAGCAGCCUGGGCUGGUGGGAGGUGUCCCUGCCCAUGCAGGGGGUGG
Molecule: messenger RNA, 5459 nt
Organism: Apus apus (common swift)
Lineage: Eukaryota; Metazoa; Chordata; Aves; Apodiformes; Apodidae
Gene: PSKH1
Product: protein serine kinase H1
Exons: 5
Coding region: 296-1558 (420 amino acids)
Biological process (GO): protein phosphorylation
Molecular function (GO): ATP binding; protein kinase activity
Source: RefSeq, a predicted model, not a curated record